AAUAGGAUCUAGUUUGAAGUGCACAAGCAGAUCUGCCACAAGAAUACGCAGAUCGAGGAGCUCCGUUGCCGGCCAAGUUGCCCAUUCCCCAAGUGUCUGCGCAUUAACGACAAAUAGUAGAACUAUGCCCACGUCCGCAGCAGCCAAGGUAUUGGCCGAGGUGUAUCGCCUGCACCACAUCCCGCUGCCGCCCAUCACGCUGCAGGCGCUACUGAAGCGCGGCCCGCACGCCAGCCAAGCUGUCGCUGCGUCACUCCAGAACGAUCCACAGGCGCUCUCCAAGUGGCGCGAGGUGAAUGCACCCGCCAUCGUUACGUCCGCGCAGUUGCUGCACCGCGAAGUUCCCAUCCGUAUCGCGCGUCGUAUUGUGGACCUCGAGAACCUGCCGGACGAGCUGCCACAGGCCGCGCCCAUCGUGUCACUGCGCGAGCAGCUACUAGACAGCUUCGACCGCCUCAUGAGCUGCCCGCUACCCGCCAACCUCGCGAGCGAGCGUGAUUUUAUGGAUCUGCACCGCAAGAUCCGCAAGCAACACGCCACUAUGCACGGCAACAUCGCCGAGGCCGUACAGGCGCUCGAAUACGAGCCCCAGGGCCUCAGCGAAUCGCUGGACAACUUCUACAACUCGCGUAUCGGCAUUCGCAUGCUUGUGGACCAGCACGUUGCAGCCCAGACUCCUAAGUCUGGCUUCUCAGGCAUUGUUAACGACGAGACCUCUCCCGUUAAGAUCGCACGGGACAUUGUGCAACAGGUGCGCCCGUUGUGGCAGGAGAGUCUCAGUGGCGAGCAGCUGCCCGAGAUCAUUGUCAGCGGCGAUGAAGACGCCACGUACCGCUAUGUACCGCAGCACAUUGAGAUCAUCUUAACUGAGGUGUUCAAGAACGCUGUGCUCAACAGCGUUGCGGCCGCAAAGAGGACUGGAGCCUCGUCGCCUCCGCCUGUCAAUGUGUUGAUCUCUGGUGGACAGCAUGGCGUGUGUGUCAAAGUGUCGGAUCUGGGCGGUGGCAUGACCCGUAAGGAAGCCAACGAGCUGUCCAACUACUACCACACGGCCACGUCCCCACCCUCGAGCGGAUACGAUCCCGUAGCGGACGUGCUGGAGAGACGUGCCAGUGGAUUGGACUUCUCGGAUUCGUUCGGAUUGCGUAUCGCGCAGCUCUACGCCAAGUACUUUGGCGGCGAGCUGGCUAUUAUGCCUAUGGAGGGACACGGCGUGGACACGUAUAUUUACAUGAACUGCCUCACUGGCGCAUCAGAGCUCAAGUAGGUUAAGCCAAGUGCAGCGACUGAAAGAUUCACACAGUUUACAGUUAGCAAAAAGCUUGCAGCAGGAUGAAGAAAAAUGCAGUGUGUACGACGUGCUAGCAAUGAUAAAAAAAACUGGAAUACUUUCUGGGCUUAUUUAGUUUAGCCGUUUUUUUUUUUAAUGUCCAAGAAAUCGCUCG
Phytophthora nicotianae INRA-310 is the source of this 1445-nucleotide messenger RNA. RefSeq lists its product as hypothetical. Gene Ontology annotation, molecular function: pyruvate dehydrogenase (acetyl-transferring) kinase activity. The transcript has a single exon. Gene Ontology annotation, biological process: protein phosphorylation; regulation of glucose metabolic process. The coding region runs from base 125 to 1267 and encodes 380 amino acids. NCBI's taxonomy places the organism in Eukaryota, Oomycota, Peronosporomycetes, Peronosporales, Peronosporaceae. Gene Ontology annotation, cellular component: mitochondrion. The record is from RefSeq and is a predicted model, not a curated record.